Messenger RNA from Ipomoea nil (Japanese morning glory), 991 nucleotides. RefSeq lists its product as uncharacterized. NCBI's taxonomy places the organism in Eukaryota, Viridiplantae, Streptophyta, Magnoliopsida, Solanales, Convolvulaceae. The transcript is spliced from 2 exons. The coding region runs from base 142 to 873 and encodes 243 amino acids. The record is from RefSeq and is a predicted model, not a curated record.
UGUGGACACAAAACAAUUAAGCCUCACACCACACUCUCCACAUUUUCUCCAUAGCCUCAAACUUUUAUUAUAAUUUUUUUUUCCUUUUCCCAUCUCAGAAAGGCAGAGAUCUUCAACCUUAAAUAAAAUAGGUACUAGAAAAUGGGUUGUCAAGCAUACUUCCCUAAUCCCCAACUCUCAUGCAGGCUUCCAAAAUAUAUACCCAAUUACUAUCUAUCUCCACUUCCCAGACUUCAUCGUCCAUUGAAAACCUGCAGAUUAUUCCACCCAAUUUCUUCAACUACGACAGCCACUGAAUCUCCGGUUCCGACCGCCGAUGAUGUGGUGUACGACGUUGAGUUCAGGACCCUGGGAGCCUGCAAGCUUGGGAUUUCUAGAUACCCGGAUUUCGAGUACAAUGCUGAAGGUGGGAGGGGGAGUGGAAAAGGCAUAAAGAAUGGAGAAGACGAUGAAAUCUCAGUUGAUUUCGAGUUGAAAAGCGUGUACAUUCCGCCGUUGACCACCGCCACCACCAAGUUCUUGGGGCUGCCGUUGCCGCCGCUGUUGAAAAUUGACAUCGUACCGGAGCUCUUCACAGGCACCAUCAACCAAGAAUCAGGCAAGAUUGAUCUUGAGUUCCGGGCGAAGUUCUGGUUUUCAAUCGGGAGUGUGUACAGAGCGCCGCCAUUGGUAGUUGAAACAGUUCUUACAUCGGAGGAAUCGAAGGGAAAGAUGAAGAAAGGAAGAGGUGAGAGGCUGAAGAAUAAUAAUUGCAGACUGGUUGGGGUGGCAACAGUCCAACCAAUUGAUGAUGUUUUCUUGAAUUCUUUCCUUAGCCUCCCAAGUGAAUGUCUUGCUGAUUUGAAUGCUUCCAUUUCAUUGUCCCCAACCUAGACAUUUUUAGGAAUUUCAUCCUAUGUACUAUACCCUAGCCUGCAAUCUAACUACAAAUUAAAGUGAACUUCAUAAACAUAAAUAUUAUACCCCUAUUGCACUUUAAUUACUUGUCUUA